CCCCUCAUCACACACACACAUAACGCAUACCAAACUCUCUCCCCGUCCAAACAUGUUUUACCCUGGAGCCAUGAAGGAGCAGCCAACCAGGAAAGAAGGGCGCAAAAUCAAAGCGAAUUAAGCUUGAUAAUCAGCACUUUGAGAGCGGCCGCGGCAUGUACGCCCAAUACUGUACACUACAGUCGUAAAGCAAAAACUUCUGGUAUUUUAUAUAGGCGACAAUAAUAGCCGUUCUACUAUAUCUCACGAUGGCUUGAUUAUUUUGAAGCCUAUCGUCGGUGGUUUUCGGUCAAGGCACGGCCAGGGCUCAAGCCUUCGAGAUGCACGGUGGCUGCUGCUGCCGCCAACCACUGCACCACAACACGGACACCGCCACGGGCCCAGUUCUAUCAUGGUGUUCAAACGGAGAGCGAGAAGGAUGCGUCUUGGGCUGCGGUGCUAUCGGGUGGGGCCCACGUGGCUCUGGAAGGCCCUGCUGGUGUUCGUGGCCAUUGCCUUCGCAGGACAGCUCCUGGGAGUCAUUUACAACAAAAGCCUCCAGCAGGAUAGGUUGCGGUGGUUGUUCUCGUCCGAUGGCCAGGGCCCGUCUCUGGGCUCCUGUCGGCCCCGCAGCCACGUCAUGUUCUUGAAAACCCACAAGACAGCCAGCAGCACCGUCCUCAACAUUCUCUACCGAUACGGAGAGGAGAAGGACCUGCGCUUCGCCCUGCCUCUGGGGUAUCAGUUCGACUACCCCCUCCCUUUCAACGCCCACAGGGUCAAAGGUUACAGAGGGCCCCGUGUGGCAGAAUUCAGCAUCAUGGGAAACCACAUGCGCUUCAACAAACCAGAGGUAGGGAAGGUGAUGCCAGCCGACACCUUCUAUUUCUCCAUCCUUCGUGACCCUGUAGCGCUCACCGAGUCGUCCUACGCCUACUACAAAUCCGUUGCCCCUGCCUUCAGGAAAGCCAAAGGCCUGGGAGACUUCGCAGACAACCCCUGGAAGUACUACGACCCCCGUCUCCAUAACAACCACUACGCUCGCAACCUGCUGUGGUUCGACUUCGGCCUGGACCACAACGCCAACUUCUCCACCGCACUGGCGCAACGAGGUGAAGUGGCCAUCCGACGUGCCUUCAAACUCAUCCUGGUCUCGGAGCACUUCGACGAAUCCAUGGUACUGCUCCGCCACGCCCUCUGUUGGCCUCUGGACGCUGUCGUCUCCUUUAGCCUGAACGCCCGGCAGCAAAAGUCCAGUGGAAGCAGCUCCUGGGUGGAUAAAGCGGCCGCUGCUCAGCCCCCCGCCAAGGCUCUCACAGACAACCAACGCCAGAAGCUCCGGGAGUGGAACGCCCUGGACUGGCACCUCUAUCAGGCGUUCAACCGCUACUUCUGGGACGAAGUGGAUCGCUUUGGGAGAGCCAGAAUGGACCAAGAGGUCGUUCUACUCCGGACCCGCCGGGAGUUGCUGGCUAAGGCUUGCCUGAGGGAAGGCGGGAAGCCGGUAGAGGCAAGCCGCAUCCGAGACAGGAACAUCAGGCCCUUCCAGAGCGGCUUGGUGAAGAUCCUAGGAUAUGAGCUCCAGCCUGGGCUGGACAACGCUACCCGUCAGGCCUGUCUGAGGAUGAUCAGGCCGGAGAUCCAGUAUAAAGAUCUGCUGGAUGCCAGGCAGUUCCCCAGGGCAGCUCCCCAGCCUGCCCAAGCUCCGCCCCCAGCUAUCCCUGCUGGGGGAGCCUACGUGAGGAAAGGCCCCUCCUUCCAACUCAGGACAGGAGAGCUGGGAGUGGAGGGAGGAAGGAGGAUGGGGGAGGAGGAGAGGGACUGGGACGGGAGUCGGUUAUCUCGUAGUAAUAAUAAUAACCAAACAUUGGCGCGAGAUAGAGGUGGAAGAAGGGGGAAAAGGAACAUAAGAUAGUUUUCCAUCCAGAAUUAAUUCCAGGUGGGGAGUGGAUAAGACUAAACCCCGCAUGAGCCUGUGUACUCGUACUCAAGCACUUGUUGAGUAUUUCUAUUACUCAAGUACUACUGAAGUACUCCGAAAGACCCAUUCUCCCUCCAACCCUGCUGUACCUCCACUUUAUUGUACAUUCCCGUUUUUCUGGCACAUCUUAUGACUCCUUUUAUGAACGGUCAUGACUGGUUAUGACUCCCUUAUGUUCAUAUUGACUAUGUAAGGGUGCGAAUUAUGGGGAAGCUAAGCUUCCCUGAAUGACACAUGAGCUCCUCUAAAGGUAAUCAAAUUCCCAAAAUGUUUUUUUGGGGGGAGGGGUAUUGAUAAUUUGACCUAGACACGCACCGACAGCAAGACGCAUCAAUCUUACCACUCAGUAUGUGUUGCCCAUAUAUCUGAUGCUGUCGGGACCAAACAAGUAUGACAGAGGGGUGGCGUUUCGCACGCUCUGAUCCUUUCUCUGGUGAGAUACAAGUAACUGCCAAAAUAACGGAAACACCAACAUCAAGUGUCUUAAUAGGGCGUUGAGCCAGAACAGCUUCAAUGCGCAUGCCGCCGUGGCAUAGAUUCUGGAACUCUAAGUGUCUGGAACUCUAUUGGAGCGAUGUGACACCAUUCUUUCAUGACAAAUUCCAUAAUUUGGUGUUUUGUUGA
This is a messenger RNA of Salvelinus sp. IW2-2015, 2584 nucleotides long. RefSeq names its product galactose-3-O-sulfotransferase 2. Gene Ontology annotation, molecular function: galactosylceramide sulfotransferase activity. Gene Ontology annotation, cellular component: membrane. The record is from RefSeq and is a predicted model, not a curated record. Gene Ontology annotation, biological process: glycolipid biosynthetic process. NCBI's taxonomy places the organism in Eukaryota, Metazoa, Chordata, Actinopteri, Salmoniformes, Salmonidae.